Messenger RNA from Arachis ipaensis, 1683 nucleotides. RefSeq lists its product as uncharacterized. The record is from RefSeq and is a predicted model, not a curated record. Lineage: Eukaryota; Viridiplantae; Streptophyta; Magnoliopsida; Fabales; Fabaceae.
AUGCUGAGUCAGCAACACGGGGGUGGGCGUGCUGAGUACUUCAUCUAUAUAAGGCAACGUCCGGUAUCAUUUUCAUUACGAAGAAGAGUGUUCUUUGAGUGUGUUGCUAGUGUAAUGGAGGGUACCGCAAACGUGAUAGUGUAUUGCAAUGGUGAGAUUAUACGAAAUACUCAUGAGGGAGUGAGGUUUCUGUGUCAGAAUUCGUUUUUGUUUGUGGUUCCAUGCACCAUGUCGUUUAUGGAGCUUCAAAACGGUCUAUGUCAAAGCAUGGAGAACAGUAUAUUGAGAAGAGUGAGCAGUAUAUUGUAUCGAAAUUCGGUUAUAGUUUUUGGUGGUCUAAUACAGUUUGAUAUCAUGCCGAUCACUGAUGAGGAGAGUAUGCAAAAUAUGUUCCAGAUUCAUCGGCAAACUCAAAUGCGACAGCCACAGAUUGAACUGUAUGUUGAGUUUGAAGACGUAGAGGCAGAUGAGAUUCAAAAUGAUUUAGAUAUAGAGGAUGAUAGAGCUGCAGUGUACGAAGGAAUGAACAGUAACAGCGAAGAGGACUUCGAAGCCACUUAUGAAGCUGGCGAUGAAGACGAGGAUGGUGAUGUGGGAGUCGAAGCAGAAGUGGAGAAUGUGGUGGUUCACCCCGCAGUCAGUCAACCGAUGAACGUCCCACCUUUUAUGCGUAAUUUGGAUCUUGACGCGAUGAAUGCACCGGAAUUUCCAGAAUAUGCAAAUAUAGGUGUUGCUGAUCUUGAGGACGGAGAGUUCAGGAUAGGAAUGGAGUAUAGUUCUAGAAAGUCUGUCGUCACAGCAAUCAGAAGUUACACUAUCUCUAGAGGAGUCGGCUACAAUGUUUACGAGUCCGAACCAUUGACGUUCUAUGCAAAAUACAAGACGUAUGGGCGUGGGUGCGACUGGCUUAUCCGAGCCAACUCGGACACGGUUGUGGAGGCUAUAAUGCCAUUGGUUGAGAGUGACCCGUCCAUCAAAGUCAAAUCUAUAAUUGCAGAAGUCCAGUCAAGGUUUAACUACACCAUCAGUUACCAAAAGGCUUGGUUGGCAAAGCAGAAGUCCAUAGCCAAAGUUUUCGGUGGUUGGGAGGAUUCUUAUCAAGCUUUGCUAUGGUGGCUCUCGGUCAUGACUCAGAAGAUGCCUGGCUCAAUAGUCCAAAUAGAAACACGACCACUGUACAACGGGACUGAGGAGGCGGAUGGUGUCAAAAUACUUCACCACAAAGGUACACUUCUAGUUGCUAUUGCACAAGAUGGGAACCAGAACAUUGUGCAUAUCGCCUUUGCCCUGGUGGAGGGCGAGACAGCUGAUGCGUGGCACUUCUUUCUAAGGAAUCUACAAAGGCAUGUUGUUAGAAAAGACGGUAUUGGUAUGAUCUCAGAUCGACAUGAGUCAAUCCGGGCAGCAGUAAAUUUUUUCGGUGGUGAUUGGCAACCUCCGAGAGCAUGGUGGAUAUUUUGUAUAAGGCACAUCGGUAGCAACUUCUUAAGGGCAUUCAAAGUACAGCACUUGCAAAAACUUGUUGUCAACAUAGGGUAUUCAAGGACAGUGGAGGAGUACAACAUCAAUUACAAGAGGUUGGAAGAGCGAGGCGAGGCAUGGCAUAUGCCCGGUGGUGCGAUGCCAUUGGACUUAGACACUGGGUAUUGGCAUUUGAUGAGGGUCAUCGAUGGGGCCAUAUAA